AUGUCGUCCAUCACCCACGAAGCAAGUAACCAGGCUGAGCCUUCGAUUCUUGAAGCUGCCGCUGCACAACAAUCAUGGUCCGUGGAGAAAGUAGUCAAGGAAGAAUUCCCCGUCGUGCCAAAAGAGAAUUCGGAAUCACCAGUACCAUUCUUUCACAUGCUGGAGAGAUUGAAGACGACCAAGCGUGAAGGAUGGCGUAGAUUUGGUAUCGAGAGAGGAGAAUCGAUUUCCGAUCACAUGUAUCGCAUGUCACUCAUUACCAUGUUCGCACCCAAAUCUCUCUCUUCCAAGAUCGACAUUGCACACUGUACGAAGAUGGCUCUCAUUCACGAUAUGGCAGAAGCUCUGGUUGGAGAUAUCACACCCGUUGAUAACGUACCAAAAACCGAGAAGAAUCGUCGCGAAGCUACCACGAUGGAUUAUUUUACCAAGAAUCUCCUCGGUCGUGUGAAUGGUGGAUUGACUGGAGAGGAAAUCAAGAAAAUCUGGCAAGAGUAUGAGGAUUCGGAGACGUUGGAGAGUAAAUUUGUUCAUGAUGUCGACAAGGUAGAGUUGAUUCUGCAAAUGGUGGAAUAUGAACGUGCGGAUAAGAAUGGAUUGGAUUUGGCGGAAUUCUCAUGGGUUGCCACGAAGAUUGUUCUUCCAGAAGUGAAAGCUUGGGCUGAUGAAAUUUUGGCGGAGAGAGAGGAAUUCUGGGCGGGUAGAGAACAUAAAGUGUUUGGUGAGCUUCAAAAACCGGAUGAGAAGAGAGUGGCUCAACAUGAUCAAUAUUAUGGAGGAAAGGAGAAUAAGGCUGCGGAAGUUUAG
This is a messenger RNA of Botrytis sinoallii, 807 nucleotides long. RefSeq lists its product as uncharacterized. Gene Ontology annotation, cellular component: cytoplasm. The transcript has 3 exons. Bases 1 to 807 code for a protein of 268 amino acids. Gene Ontology annotation, molecular function: 5'-deoxynucleotidase activity. The record is from RefSeq and is a predicted model, not a curated record. Lineage: Eukaryota; Fungi; Ascomycota; Leotiomycetes; Helotiales; Sclerotiniaceae.